AUGGCCGACAAAGACACCGACAAUGACAAUCUGCGGACAGCAUCUCUGUACAUCAACAACCAGCUGCUCUCCCGCGGUCUCUUGAGCGAUGGCCACAGCAUCGACUUUGCCCGCCCUGAGCGGAAUCCAGGUGGCGUUGACGCCACCAUGGGAAGGGUCAUGAGCAUCAUCAACGACCUUAUUCUGCGACGCGACCGCGACGCCCAAAACCGCGAGGCCCUCUCGACGACCCUCCGCACCCUCCGCGCCGAGAACCUCAAGGCAACAAACGACGUCAGCCGCCUCACGGAGAAGCACGCAGACGCCAGGCGCAAGCUCGAAAUCGCCGAGGCCUCUGAAACAGCAGCCCGCACCCAGCUCAAGAGCGCCGACGCCGCCGUCCGCGGCCUCAAGGAGGAAAUGGCCCGCGCCAAGGUCCUCGUCGCCCAGACGCGCGCCUCCUGUGCGACCGAGGUGCGGCGACGCGACCGCCAGAUCGACGGCCUCAAGAAGCAGCUCGGCGAUGCCGGGCGCGCGCGCGGCAGCGGCAAGAGCUCCGUCGUGACCGUCAUCAGCGUUGUGGGCGAUGUCGGCGCCGAGGAGAGGCCGCGCGCUGGUGCCACGCCGGGGGCUGCCGACCUGCGCAGCGAGACGAACCAGUUCCUCACCGAGCUGGCGAGGAACCUGAGUGAAGAGAACACGGCUUUGCUCGCCGUCGUGCGCCGGACGCUGGGCAAGCUCAAGGAUAUGAGCGGCUGGGACAAGGGCGCGAGCCAGGGCGACGGCCACGCGGUCGCGCUGCAGACCAACUGCGACGAGAUGGAGAGGGAGCUCGAGGCCAUUCUGGAACACCUCCAGACCAUUCUCACGAACCCUUCCUUUGUCCCGAUCGAAGAGGUCGAGUCACGCGAGGAGGAGAUCAACAGGCUGAAGGAGGGGUGGGUCAAGAUGGAGAGUCGCUGGCAGGAAGCCGUCCACCUCAUGAACGGUUGGCGCAAGCGGCUCGUCGCCAACGGCAGGGGCGUCAACAUGGAGGAACUCGACAUGGGCCUUCGCCUGAGUCCCAUUAGGGUACGGCAGACACGCGACUACAAGCCUGAGCCCGAGUCUGAGCCGGUGGCCGACUCUCAUCUUUCCUUCAUUCAAGAAGAAUGCACCCAGGAUCUGGACGCCCUGCGUUCGUCGCCAGGACCAGAACAGGUGGUGGAAGAGGAGUCGCUCGACCUGGCACCGGCGCACGAGUACGACGUCGAAGUUCAGGACGAGCAUGACUAUGCAUCCGAGUCGAGCAUUUUCGAAGACGAGAUUGAUGAUGUCGACGUCGAUGUUUCCGAGCCCAAUAUUGAGAUCCUGCAGCAGUCGACCGCCUUCCUCAGCUCCUCGCCUCUGCCACCACGACCACAGUUGAGUCCACUCAAGGAGACGAACACGGCUGGCAAUCGCGGCGCACACGAAGCCAAGUUCAGCCACGAGAAGCACAGCGAUUACUCGAUCAAGGUCGAAGAGAAGGCGUGGGACCUAGGUGACGACUCGAACGUGCCCGAACCAUCAUCCCAUCGCUUCCGCCUGCCACGCUCGCCCCUCAAGGCCAUGCGCGCCGUCACACCCGAAAUCGAGGAGAAGCCUCGAACGGCAUCGGCCGCUUCUGACGCGUCCAUGGACGAGCUUGCCCUCGACCAGCCGCCUUCGGCCCCGCCCUCGCCCUCGCCCCUCCCCAGGGAGCGCACCCGCGACCUGCGCAAGCCUCCCAAGGUGGUGGUCCAGAAUAAACCCGACACGAAGGCGGAACCCCCCGCCAAACCCGCCCCCUCUCGCACGAAUGGCAGGCGCCGCGUCGUCUCCGACAAGAGCGUCGACGAGAACCUCCCGCCCGCCCCAUCUUUCUUUUUAAUUGCGCGUUUACCUUUACACAUCUCUCCCUCUAACGUCUCCUCGCUCCGAUAG
This is a messenger RNA of Verticillium dahliae VdLs.17, 1923 nucleotides long. RefSeq names its product NIMA interactive protein. NCBI's taxonomy places the organism in Eukaryota, Fungi, Ascomycota, Sordariomycetes, Glomerellales, Plectosphaerellaceae. The transcript has 2 exons. The record is from RefSeq and is a predicted model, not a curated record. Bases 1 to 1923 code for a protein of 640 amino acids.